CUCGUACCCAAGCUUAUAUGACACUUACAAGCUUGCGCAGGUGAUUGAUUAUACAUCGCUCGCCUCGCCACUUCAGAUGGUUGAAAAGGUCUAAUAGAGGUUCCUUGCCCUGUCCUGGAUAUCUUUUGCUGUGCCGGGCCCAAGAUUAACACUCUUCACGACACAAUCCUUUUCCCCCUCCUCCUUUGAUCUGAGCGCAGCCGCACCCGGAUCUUUCGCUCGUUUUCUUCUCCCUUACACCACGACGUUGUCUGUUCCUCGUUCACCCUGUGAAGGGAUCAAAGACAUUUCCGAGGACCAUUGCUGGCUCAGCUGUCUGAUACCCGAUGGCCACGAAAUAAAGUGAAUGAUUGGUGCAGCAGCCUCGAUCGGAACUGGACCACGAUUUACGGAGAUACAAGGCUCAAUGCAGGCAAUCUUCACCUGACUCUAUGCUAUAGAGCAGGUCCACCGCGCUCUCAUGAGUCUUCAAGAUCUGCCCUCCUCCCAGCUUGGGAGCGAUUCGACAAUAGGCCCACGCGAUGUGCCAUCCCCCGCCCCUGUGGUACCAACACUGUCGGCCUUGAGCACAACGGCUGUGACAUCCACCGGGGCAACACCAUCUACUGUGGUCGCUGCUCAGACCUCCUACACAUCUACACUCAGCUCUGCCUCAAGCAGCGGCUUUACAUCCUCGAGUAGUAGUAACAGCGCAGCCGCAGCGGCAGCGACCACAAGCAUAGGGGACAGCCAAGGGGGGUCCAGCGACGGAAGCCGGUCAACUAUCAUCAUUCUCAGCACGGUCUUGUCUACCAUUGGCCUGAUCAUACUCGCCGGAGGAAUUUGGGCGUGUCUGCGAUACCGGCGGAGACGCUCGAGACUGUUUGGCCGCGGCAUCACGCCUAUCGGAGACGACGAGAUCGAGACCUGGAAGGGCCACCGCAACGAGAAAGGGCUCGGGGACGGCAAUCAGCGCCAUGCUGCUCCGCCCUUCUCGUCUUCCGACCCGAACAGCAGAGGCCACCAGAAGCAGGAGUCGACCAGCUCGACAAAGAAGCCGCCCAGCGUGAUCGUGUACGCCCGCAGGUCCGAGGAGCAGUGGGCCAGGUCACCUUCGACGCCCGGCCACUACGGCCAGAGCAGCUGGGAUGGCGGCAAGACGAGCUUCGACAAGGAACUACCCUUUACCCCCAUCCAUGCCAGGGCUCCUAAUGCCAGAGAGGGCCUGACGGACGAGGCCAUUCCCGGCGAUGUUCCUUUCGUCCAGAGCCCCAAACGCCAGGGCUCCCGGCUCUACAAGCCGCCGCGCGCCCCGCCACAUGCACACACGCGGCACAAGAGCUCGAGGUCGAGCUCCAGCCUGCACAGGCUUGGGGACGGCGUCCGCUACUCGGAUGUGGACGAGUACAGAUACUCACAUGAGGGCUACCAGAACCGCUCCAGGGGCUGCUCCGUCUCAUCGCCGCCACCACCGCGGCUCUCGCUCUCGAGAGACUGGCCUGACGGCAACGGAGGCCUGUCCCCACGACCCCUCGUCCGACCAGAUGAGAUUGGGCGUGCCAUCGGCUGA
Molecule: messenger RNA, 1549 nt
Organism: Cryphonectria parasitica EP155
Lineage: Eukaryota; Fungi; Ascomycota; Sordariomycetes; Diaporthales; Cryphonectriaceae
Exons: 2
Coding region: 461-1549 (362 amino acids)
Source: RefSeq, a predicted model, not a curated record